This is a messenger RNA of Tribolium castaneum (red flour beetle), 2150 nucleotides long. Its product is annotated as leucine-rich repeat-containing protein 43. Gene Ontology annotation, molecular function: protein binding. The coding region runs from base 31 to 2082 and encodes 683 amino acids. The record is from RefSeq and is a predicted model, not a curated record. NCBI's taxonomy places the organism in Eukaryota, Metazoa, Arthropoda, Insecta, Coleoptera, Tenebrionidae. The transcript is spliced from 7 exons.
CAGUCAGUAUUGUGACAUUUCUGAAACAAAAUGAUAUCCGAAAUUGAAAAUGAGGAAAUCAGAGCGAUUCCGCAGGAAAAAUAUAAUUUGGUUGUUUGGACGCCGCACGAAAAAUUAUUUCGCAACAGAGUUACACUGAGGAAUACGGUUUUGUCUGAAAUUGCUGUGCCUUUUACGAUCGCUCUGCAGGUGAAAUUGCGCCGAUCAGUAUUCGGAACUUACCUGGAUGAUUUCAAUGAAAAUCAAUGCCAAAACGAAUUUCUCAAUACAAAUAAACUGAGCAUUAUGGAGAGCGUCAUGAGGGAUUUUAAUUCGAGACAAGAGAACCUGUUUGAUUACAAUAAUAACUUAUUCGACCAUGUAAUAAGAUACUUGAAUAAUACUGUCACAGAAACGAAGCAAAUUGACUGUGACUUUCUUUACGAGCAUGCGACACACCUACGAAUGGAUGAUUAUCAUAUAAACAUGGUAGAUGAUGGCGUAAGAAACUUCCGAAAUCUUCAGGUACUGGUUAUCUGCGGUAACUGGAUUCAAGAUAUCGACGGUUCGGUACUCCCUAGACGCUUAAAAUUUCUGGAACUUUACGUGAACGAAAUUGAAUCAUUAGAUAAUUUAACGCACAAGCCCCCCAAACAUUUGUUACACUUGGGGUUAGCGCGAAACAAAUUAACAAAUGACAGUCACCUACAUCUGUUGGCUGCUUGUCGACGCUUUAACAAUUUGAAAUCUUUAGAUUUAUCGGAGUGUGACAUCUACCGUUUGGUGGAUGUAUUACACGAACUGAAACCGCUUCAAAAUUUGGAAGGGUUGCUUCUACAGGGAAAUCCAUGUUCGAUGGUAAUGGGCUACAAGGAUAUGGUAUUGGACAGCUUUCCAUAUUUAAUAUUUUUGGAUGGAAUUGAAAUAAGCCGCACUGACCAAAUAUUGACGGAGAAUUUCUUAGAAAGAGCUCAUGUUUCUGAAUUUAUUUUACACUGUCCAAAAUUGACUGGUUUACCUAAACCACCAAAAUUACCAAAAGCUGAUAAAAAAGUUAAGCAAACAAUUCAUAUUGAGUUUAAAAUGCCUUUGUUUCAAUUAAAUAUUAAAGAAGAUUUAGAUAAAGAAAGUGAAAAAGAUCUAGUACGCAAUAAAUCUAAAGAAAGAAAAAAAGGAAAAAAGGGACAUAAAGACAAGAAAAGUAAAUCUGGGAAAAGUACAAAAAAAGGUUCCAAGAAAGGUGGGAAAUCUCCUUACGAACGACCAAAUGAAUAUAACCCGAAAAAGAUAAAUAACGCAUUUCAGUCUCAAAGGAAAGCGUGGGGAAAUAAUUUGAAAUUUACGCCACUUGUGCUGCAAUCACCUGAAAAUAACUUACUUACCUAUAGAGAUACUUUUCGAAGUUGUGUUAACGUCUCAGUAAUUUAUUUGCAGUACAAACCGCCAGAAAAGAAGAAAAAGAAGAAGAAAGGGUCCAAAAAGGACAAGAAAAGUAAAACAAGUAGUAAAAAAUCUGAAAAAUCCAGUAAAAGUAAAAAAGGUAAAAAAAAAUCUGACAAGUCUAGUAGCACAAAAAGUAAAAGCAAAGAAAAAAUUAAAGAAGAAAAACAAUCAAUAGAACCGAAAGAAACAAUCUUGAAGCGAGUGACUAUAGCUAAUUUUGACUGUAACUUAUUUACGGCUAGUUGGAAAAAUAAUAUUCACUUUUUUUGGUCCGAAGAACCCUCUUUCGGGCGUAAUGCAGUGGAGUUAAACAGUUACCGAGAGAAUUUGAGAAAAAAAGCUGAAGAAGAAAAAAGACUGAAACAGAUCAAAGAAGAAGAAGCGAAAAGAAAAAAACAGAAAAGUGAUAAAAAGAAGGGUAAAGAUAAGAAAUCGGCAAAAUCUGGGAAAUCAAGUAAAUCGACGAAAUCAAAAAAAUCCAAAAAAAGUAAAAAAUCCAAGAAAAGUAAAAAAUCGAAAUCUUCGAAAAAAUCAAAAGCUGAAAAGUUUUUGACUUGUGAGGUUAGUUUUGGGUUAGCCAGAUUAGGUGAAACGCUACGAGAAACAAGAAGUGGCAGCGAUGUUAAGAAAACCAAAAAGAGGAAAAAAGGAAAAAAAUAAACUAUAGCAAAUGAUCUUAUAUUUUUGUAUGACAAUUGUAAUAUAAAGUCCACAUAUAAUUUUUUUUU